UCAACUGAGAGCCGCAAUGACAGUCGGAGCUUUGAGUCUGAAUAUCAUGAAGAACAGUGUGCAGUCCUGUGCUUGAGAAAAGCAUGAAUUCAUGUGAAACUUCAGUCUGCUGUUAGAGAGCUGACUGACUGCAGGCGGUUGAUUCAGGAGGAAGCGAUGUUUAGUCCUCUAAGCAGUAAGCAGCAGCUUGCAGGUCCCGGUCUCACAGAUCUACAGCAGUACAGUCAAUGGCUGGCCAGUCGACAUGAGGCCAGUCUACUGCCCAUGAAGGAAGACCUGGCCCUUUGGCUGUCCAGCAUGUUGGGUGUCGAGAUUACCGCCGAAAGCUUCAUGGACAGGUUAGACAACGGUUUCCUGUUGUGUCAGCUGGCUGAGACUCUACAGGAGAAGUUCAGGCAAAACAACGCAGACUUGACUCCACCGGGAAAGUUGAUCCCCAGUAGGAGGAUUCCCUGCCGAGCCAGCGCCCCAUCCGGUUCCUUUUUUGCCAGGGACAACACAGCCAACUUCCUGUCGUGGUGUCGAGAGGUGGGCGUUGGUGACACCUGUCUGUUUGAGUCUGAUGGACUGGUUUUACACAAGCAGCCUCGAGAGGUUUGUCUAUGCCUGCUUGAGCUUGGGAGAAUCGCAUCUAGGUAUAAAGUAGAGCCACCUGGACUCAUAAAACUGGAGAAAGAGAUUGAACAGGAGGAGAAGGCACCUGAACCUCCACCUUCUCCUGUACCACCCACCUCCAAUUCUCCAUCCAUCUCUCCGCUCAACUCUCCAUUCAGCAAAACCAACUCAACUAAAAAGAGUACCGGCAAACUUCUGGAUGAUGCCGUAAAGCACAUUGCUGAAGACCCACCUUGUAAGUGCCUGAAUAAGUUCUGUGUAGAAAGGCAAUCGCAGGGCCGCUAUCGUGUCGGGGAGAAGGUGCUUUUCAUCAGGAUGUUGCACAAUAAACACGUGAUGGUGCGUGUUGGCGGAGGCUGGGAGACGUUCGAGAGCUAUCUGCUGAAGCACGACCCGUGUCGUAUGCUCCAGAUCUCUCGCGUGGAAGGCAAGAUAUCGCCCAUCACGGGAAAAUCUCCCAGCAUCAGAGACCUCACGCCUGACAGCUACCUGGUGGUGGCGGCCCACUACAAAAGCAAGAAGUAAAGAAACAUGUUGCGACGACCGACAAACAGUGAUUUGUAGCAUUAUUUGUAGACGCCACAGGGACAUUUCAACAGGCUUGUGAAACUAGUGUUUGUGUUUGCAGAGAAAAAUCUGUAAUACAAGAAUUAAAGCAAAAUGCUAGUUUGAUGCAGUGUAUACAAUCGGACUGGAGUCUGGAACUGGAAUCCAGAAGUUUUAUUCUUUUACGAUGCUCUUCAUCUCAUUCAGAUGAUAUGACCUCUACCCUGGGAAAGCUUUUUUUCACCGAGGAAGUACUAUAUUGCUUAGUAAUCUUGAUCGCUGGAUGAAUUCAAGUAUUCAUUUCUGUCUUGGUGUUUGUUGUGCUUUACUAACAAUAUUAAUGAUACAGUUGUUUUUUACUUGUUUGGGGUUAUGUUUUGUUCUAUGGUGUCAUAAAACAAUCUUCUUUGGCCUUUAUUGUAGUAUUUGUAUUAAAUUGUGUUUAUGAUGUGCACACAAUGUGUUUAAAGGAUUCUGCUCUUUAAUGAAAAUAUCCAGUCGUGUGUAUUAGACUCGGUCAGUUCAGUUGAUGUUUGCAACAAAUAUCAGAAUGGAAAAUGUGAUUGACCAUAAGUGCCGUAUAAUGAAAGCACAUUGUUGAAUUUGUCUCAUUCAGGUUAUCCAAAAAAGGACUAUCUAUUAAAAACGACUAAAACGUGACGAAUGCUCAGCAUCUGUUGUUCAGCAUCUGAUCUGAUAUGCUACAAUGAGGUUUGAGUACAUUAGACAGAGCAAAGAUCUUUCUUCGCAUCCCAAAGUUUUAUAACCAAUAAUAAAAACGUAAAAACAUCAUUCAAAUGUCAUUUAAUCAACACACUAACAUCUUCAUUAAAGCAAUGACAUUCUGCCUUUGUGCUUCUCACUUUGUGAUCCAGAAGUGUGCUGCAGCCCUCUACUGGUAAACACAAACAUUGCAAUUCAGCCAUUUGUUAUGCAGCAUUUGUGUUAAAAGAAAUAAGUCACCAAAAAUAAAUGAAACCCAGCAACCAGAUCUUUCAGUCAAUGUGAGUGGAUGAGACUGAUUUAUGAACCAAUCAUUCACAAUG
Messenger RNA from Triplophysa rosa, 2207 nucleotides. RefSeq names its product growth arrest-specific protein 2 (gene gas2a). Gene Ontology annotation, cellular component: actin filament. Bases 157 to 1140 code for a protein of 327 amino acids. The transcript is spliced from 8 exons. Gene Ontology annotation, biological process: actin crosslink formation. The record is from RefSeq and is a predicted model, not a curated record. Gene Ontology annotation, molecular function: microtubule binding; cytoskeletal adaptor activity; actin filament binding. Lineage: Eukaryota; Metazoa; Chordata; Actinopteri; Cypriniformes; Nemacheilidae.